Messenger RNA from Penicillium manginii, 1131 nucleotides. RefSeq lists its product as uncharacterized. Gene Ontology annotation, cellular component: kinesin complex; centrosome; microtubule. Gene Ontology annotation, molecular function: ATP binding; microtubule binding; microtubule motor activity. The coding region runs from base 1 to 1131 and encodes 376 amino acids. Gene Ontology annotation, biological process: microtubule-based movement. The record is from RefSeq and is a predicted model, not a curated record. The transcript has 4 exons. Lineage: Eukaryota; Fungi; Ascomycota; Eurotiomycetes; Eurotiales; Aspergillaceae.
AUGAACUCCUCGGCUUUCAAAGUGGGUAAAGUCUUCGGCGCAGACCAAGCUACCGACACGAUUUACGAAGAGACUGUUCAACCACUUCUACCCUAUGUUUGGGAAGGCAAUAUCGGCACCCUCUUCGCGUAUGGUCAAACCGGAUCUGGAAAAACUUUCACGGUCAGCGGGAUCGAGCGACUUAUCGCCAAAAGCCUGUUCAAUGAAUCCUUAGCGGGUGAAAGAAAAGUCCAUGUCUGUAUUUUCGAAUUAGCAGGCAAUUCGGCAUUGGAUCUCCUAAACUCUCGAGCUCCAUUCAUGAUUCUAGAGGACUCCUUUGGUAGCACCCAGCUAGUUGGUAUUCAAGAGCGCCAUGUCCAAAGCACAACCGAGCUGCUAGAUAUAGUUGAAAACGCAAACUCGUUCCGACAAACCGCUUCUACGGAAAAGAACGACGGAUCAUCACGGUCACACGCAAUAUGUCGUAUCAGAAUCGAGAAUCCCGCACCCGAAGCCGUGGAAGAUGGCAUCCUAUACUUAAUCGACCUUGCAGGCUCGGAAGUCGCUCGUGACAUUUUAAACCACACCACGGACCGCAUGAAAGAGACUCGCGAGAUCAACAUCAGUCUAUCCAUCUUGAAAGAUUGUAUCCGUGGUAUGGCCGACUUUGAUACCGCAACUGCAGCUGGGAGGCCUUUGAAGAAACCGUAUAUACCAUUUCGGCAAAGCAUGUUGACUAAAGUUCUGAAGCAUCUCUUUGAUCCAGAUGGAAAUCGUGGCUGUCGGACUUCGGUACUUGCCUGUGUCAAUCCCAGUUUCUUGGAUACGGGAGCCACCAAGAAUACGCUUCGAUAUGCAGAGAUGCUUCAGUCCACGCAGCUAACACAAAAGGCUGCUGCUUAUAACCCUGCAGUACCGAGUACGUGGAGUAACAAGGAUUUGCGGACGUAUAUCAGAAUGAAGUCUGGAAAUCCGUCUAUCUACCCUCUAGACCUCGCACCACAUGAAACUGGCACCCAAUUACUUCGACUUCCAGAGGAUGAAUUCGUUCAACGUUGUCUCAAGAGUGAUGAAGUUACCAAAGAGCAGGCCAGUGCGUUCUACUCUAAGUUAUGGAAGCUGCAUAUAGAUUCUCGACGUGUCGUGCGAUAG